GUUCGGGCCAAUUGGAGGCUCGGAGACUGCUCGACCCGGGCGCAGCGCGCAGGCGGUGGCGGAGAGACGCCGAGCGGGCCGAGUGCGGCCGAGCAAAGCCGGAGCCGGAGCGGGGCCGCAGGAGCCGGGCUGGGUCCGCACGGGCCGAGAUGCCCUAUAAACUGAAGAAGGAGAAGGAGCCCCCUAAGAUUGCCAAAGGCACCGCCAAGCCCAGCACCUCGGGCAAGGAUGGUGGCAGCGAGAACGCCGAGGAGCCACAGCCCCAACCUCAGUCGCAGCCGCCAUCCUCCAACAAGCGCCCCAGCAACAGCACACCACCCCCGACACAACUCAGCAAGAUCAAGUACUCAGGGGGACCCCAGAUUGUGAAGAAGGAGCGACGGCAGAGCUCCUCCCGCUUCAACCUCAGCAAGAACCGGGAGCUGCAGAAGCUUCCAGCCCUCAAAGAUUCGCCCACCCAGGAGCGGGAGGAGCUGUUUAUCCAGAAGCUACGCCAGUGCUGUGUCCUCUUCGACUUCGUGUCAGACCCACUCAGCGACCUCAAGUUCAAGGAGGUGAAGCGGGCAGGUCUCAAUGAGAUGGUGGAAUACAUCACUCACAGCCGUGACGUGGUCACUGAGGCCAUCUACCCUGAGGCUGUCACCAUGUUUUCAGUGAACCUCUUCAGGACGCUGCCACCUUCCUCGAAUCCCACAGGGGCCGAAUUCGACCCGGAGGAAGAUGAGCCCACUCUGGAAGCUGCCUGGCCACACCUCCAGCUUGUGUAUGAAUUCUUCCUUCGCUUCCUCGAAUCACCUGAUUUCCAGCCAAAUAUAGCCAAGAAGUACAUCGACCAGAAGUUUGUCCUUGCUCUCCUAGACCUGUUUGACAGUGAGGAUCCUCGAGAGCGGGACUUCCUCAAGACCAUCUUGCAUCGCAUCUACGGCAAGUUUUUGGGUCUCCGGGCUUACAUCCGUAGACAGAUCAACCACAUCUUCUACAGGUUCAUCUAUGAGACGGAGCAUCACAACGGGAUUGCUGAGCUCUUGGAGAUCCUGGGCAGCAUCAUCAAUGGCUUUGCCCUGCCCCUGAAGGAAGAGCACAAGAUGUUCCUCAUCCGUGUCCUGCUGCCCCUCCACAAGGUCAAGUCCCUGAGUGUCUACCACCCUCAGCUGGCAUACUGUGUGGUACAAUUCUUGGAGAAGGAGAGCAGUCUGACUGAGCCGGUGAUUGUGGGACUCCUCAAGUUUUGGCCCAAGACUCACAGCCCCAAGGAAGUGAUGUUCCUGAAUGAGCUAGAGGAGAUCCUGGAUGUCAUCGAGCCUUCGGAAUUCAGUAAAGUGAUGGAGCCUCUUUUCCGCCAGCUUGCCAAAUGUGUCUCUAGCCCCCACUUCCAGGUGGCAGAGCGUGCCCUCUAUUACUGGAACAAUGAGUACAUCAUGAGCCUCAUCAGUGAUAAUGCUGCCCGAGUCCUCCCCAUCAUGUUCCCUGCACUCUACAGGAAUUCCAAGAGCCAUUGGAACAAGACAAUCCAUGGCCUCAUCUACAAUGCCCUGAAGUUGUUUAUGGAAAUGAAUCAGAAGCUGUUUGAUGACUGCACACAACAAUACAAGGCAGAAAAGCAGAAGGGUCGGUUCCGAAUGAAGGAAAGAGAGGAAAUGUGGCAGAAGAUCGAGGAACUAGCCCGGCUUAAUCCCCAGUAUCCCAUGUUCCGAGCUCCUCCGCCACUGCCCCCUGUGUACUCCAUGGAGACGGAGACCCCCACGGCAGAGGACAUCCAGCUUCUCAAGAGGACGGUGGAGACCGAGGCCGUGCAGAUGCUCAAGGACAUCAAGAAGGACAAAGUGCUGCUCCGGAGGAAGUCGGAGCUGCCGCAGGAUGUGUAUACCAUCAAGGCGCUGGAGGCACACAAGCGGGCAGAGGAGUUCCUAACUGCCAGCCAGGAGGCACUCUGACCCCCCUCAUCAUGCCACCCAGCCCUGGGACGCUGCUUUGGCCCUCCACCUUUCACUCCCCACUGGCUGACCUGGGGCCCGGCAGCACCUCUCUAGCUAUCUGAGAGAAGGAAGUAGGCACUUGAAGCAGGGACAUGCAGCGUACUCCCUCCUGUCCCCAGAAUGUGUCUGCGUCUCCCCGUGGCUAGUUCAGACUGGCUGAGCGCUGCCGCUGUCGCUCAGACAACUGGGGAUGCCGUGCCCCCUCCUGCUCCUACCCCACAGCUAUCCAAGCUGCUCUGAGACAUAUCUAGGAACACAUAUGCUCCUCCUCAUCCCUCCAUCCCCACUGGAACUCCAGCUAUCUCUUCCCCACUCCCAACUACAGAGGCUUCUAGGGAGCUGCAGGAGAUGAUUCUCACCAAAGUCAUGUCCAACUCCGUCAGCCCCUGGAGUAGCUGGGGGGGAGCUAACCCUCAGCAGCAGCAGCAGCACAAAGAAGCCCCCAGCCCCACCAGUACACAGGCUAAUGAGGUGGUGUUAUUAUGUCCUCUCAUCCCCUGCCUGACCCUGACAAGGGAGGCCAAGAGAAAAUGAAUUUGAGAGCCCGGAUGGACCAACAUCCUACCCUGCACCCUCCGGGUGAGCAGCAGCCCAGGGAUCACAAACAUGGAAGGGACCACCCUGGGACUGACUGCUCUCCUGUGCACCAGGUUCCCAAAGCUAGACAGGAAGAAGCAGGGAGCAGUGCCCCCCGCAAGGCUCCCCAACACCUAUUUAUUUCCUUGUUCGUGCUGAUGCAGGGCAGGUGCUCUCGGAGGGGCUGGGGCCAGAGGAGGGCCGGGCCCAGGCUCCAGGGCCAAGGCAGUGUGGGUUCUGGCUGUGUACAUAGGGUGCUUUAUUCUCCACAGAGUACUACAGGCCAAGGUCGGUGGGGCUUGGGCCAACAUCCCCAUAUGUACAGCAUUGAAUAAAGUGGGUCUCUGAGAA
Ochotona curzoniae (black-lipped pika) is the source of this 2903-nucleotide messenger RNA. It is a transcript of the gene PPP2R5D, whose product is annotated as protein phosphatase 2 regulatory subunit B'delta. The transcript is spliced from 16 exons. The coding region runs from base 150 to 1934 and encodes 594 amino acids. Gene Ontology annotation, biological process: protein dephosphorylation; signal transduction. Gene Ontology annotation, cellular component: protein phosphatase type 2A complex; nucleus; cytosol. The record is from RefSeq and is a predicted model, not a curated record. Gene Ontology annotation, molecular function: protein phosphatase activator activity. Lineage: Eukaryota; Metazoa; Chordata; Mammalia; Lagomorpha; Ochotonidae.